CGCGCGAGCCUGGAACAGAGCCGUACCGCAACGCAACGGCGAGCUCAAGCAACCGCCGACAAAGCUUGCCUCUGUCCCGCCGCAACCCCCAACUCGCACAGCCGACAGUAACGUCUGUUGAGCAACCAGGAUAUACAAUGGCGGCAAGAGGUCUGGGGUUCAUUUAUUCGGCCGCCGUUCCGGCGGCGGUCGGCUACGGCCUGAUUCAAGCGUCCAUGUACGACGUCAAAGGCGGCACGCGUGCUGUCAUCUUCGACCGGCUGUCGGGUGUCAAGGAUACGGUGGUCAAUGAGGGCACGCAUUUCCUCAUUCCCUGGCUUCAGAAGGCCAUCAUCUUCGACGUCCGGACCAAGCCGCGCAUCAUCCCGACGACGACGGGUAGCAAGGAUCUGCAAAUGGUCAGCCUGACACUCAGAGUGCUGCACCGGCCCGAGGUGCAGGCACUCCCCAAGAUCUAUCAGUCCCUCGGCCAAGACUACGACGAACGUGUGCUCCCCUCGAUCGGCAACGAAGUGCUCAAGUCCAUCGUGGCGCAGUUCGACGCGGCCGAGCUCAUCACGCAGCGUGAGGCGGUCUCGCAGCGGAUCCGGCAGGACCUGAUGAAGCGGGCGCGCGAGUUCAACAUUGCGCUCGAGGACGUGUCCAUCACGCACAUGACGUUCGGCAAGGAGUUCACCAAGGCGGUUGAGCAGAAGCAGAUUGCCCAGCAGGACGCCGAGCGGGCACGCUUCAUCGUCGAGAAGGCCGAGCAGGAGCGCCAGGCCAACGUCAUCCGCGCCGAGGGCGAGGCCGAGAGUGCCGACAUCAUUAGCAAGGCCAUCGCCAAGUCGGGCGACGGCCUGAUCCAGAUCCGCAAGAUCGAGGCGAGCAGGGAAAUUGCGCAGACGCUGGCGAGCAACCCGAACGUCGCGUACCUGCCGGGCGGCGGCAAGGGGACAAACCUGUUGAUGAACGUGGGGAGGCCAUAGGCGAGUAGGACAGGGCGGGGGCGAUUAGGGUGUGAUGAAACGAUAUCUGACGAGGAGCUGUGUACUACUAACUCUAUGACUUCUGUUUAUUCCCCGCUUCGAAUUGGCAUGAAAAUAGGA
Thermothelomyces thermophilus ATCC 42464 is the source of this 1088-nucleotide messenger RNA. RefSeq lists its product as uncharacterized. Gene Ontology annotation, cellular component: mitochondrion; membrane. The coding region runs from base 138 to 968 and encodes 276 amino acids. The transcript has 2 exons. The record is from RefSeq and is a predicted model, not a curated record. NCBI's taxonomy places the organism in Eukaryota, Fungi, Ascomycota, Sordariomycetes, Sordariales, Chaetomiaceae. Gene Ontology annotation, biological process: mitochondrion organization.